CACCGGGCCCUCUCCUGCUGGCUUGCCAGCCCCGGCGCUUUCGGGGCAGGGCAAGUCCCGAGCAGCGCGCGGGGAUUUGGAGCUGCCCUGUGGCGGUCCCAGCGCCGGCCCGAAAGGCUGUUAAGGGAGAGGCUUGACCCAGCCCAGCUCGAGCAGGUCCCGGGCGCUCUUCCCCUCCCCCUCCUUCCUCCCCCACCCCCUGCCUCGGUGCCUGGAACAAUAGAGUGCGAGAGGAGCUGGCUCUGGGCUGCGCGCCCUCCCCUUCUCCCUCUCCCCGCCUCUCCUCCCCUUUCCUCCCGCCCGCCCUGAGCCAGAGGCAGAGCAGCCGCCGCCGGAGGAGCCGGUUCCAUGCCCCCUGGAGCCUCCUCUUGCCGCUGCUGCCGCCACCUCUUUCUCUUCCUCAGCGCGCAGUCCCGGCAUGGACGUUAGGUUUUACCCUUCCGCCCCCACCGCCGUUGGUUCUUUGCCCGGGGCCGACCCCCCUUGCUUGGGCCCCCUGGACUAUUACCACUGCAACAAGCUCUAGGGUGACUUGUCCAAAGUUUGAGAAACCUGGAGGCUAACAGAAUCUUGUGAAAAGUCCUAGGAAUACAAGGCAGCACUUGGUGAAAGUAGCUUCUGCCCAAGGGAACUUUUUUGAUUUUGUGGAACCCAGGCUGAAGAAUGACAAAAACAGGCCCUUGACUUCUCUAUAGGGGGAUAUAGAGAAUUGAACAUCAGGCCUAAAACAAAUCAUUUGACGGAGAGAACAUGUAUAUGGGAAUGAAUGACAAUAACCAGGAAUUCCUCUCAGCAAAUCAGACAUACAAUGGUCAGAAUGAAAAUAAUGAAGAUUAUGAAAUCCCUCCCAUUACUCCUCCUAAUCUCCCUGAUCCAUCCCUCCUUCACUUGGUGGAUCAUGAAACUGGAUAUCAUUCACUGUGCCACAGUCUCCCCCCAAAUAGUCUGAUACCAGCAUAUUCCUACCAGAAUAUGGAUCUGCCUGCUAUCAUGGUAUCUAAUAUGUUGAGCCAAGAUGGGCACCUCCUGUCUAGUCAGCUACCUACCAUCCAGGAGAUGGUCCACUCAGAUGCUACGUCCUAUGAGUCCAACCAUCAAGUUCCCCUGAUCAAUCGACCAGGGAUGUUAACCAGUCACAUGAGUGCCCUCAGCCAGUCACAGCUGAUUUCUCAGAUGGGUUUGAGGAGCGGUGUUACACAUGGUUCCCCAUCACCCCCUGGAAGCAAAUCUGCUACACCAUCUCCCUCCAGUUCUACUCAGGAAGAGGAGACAGAAUCACAUUAUAAGGCAACUGGAGAGAAGAGACCUUUGACAGAUCUGGGCAAGAAACCCAAAAACCAAAAGAAGAAGAAAAAGAAGGAUCCUAAUGAACCCCAGAAGCCAGUCUCUGCCUAUGCCCUCUUCUUCAGAGACACGCAAGCAGCUAUUAAAGGACAAAAUCCCAAUGCUACCUUUGGGGAUGUGUCAAAAAUCGUUGCGUCAAUGUGGGAUAGUUUAGGAGAAGAACAAAAGCAGGCAUAUAAAAGGAAAACUGAAGCAGCAAAGAAGGAAUAUCUCAAAGCUUUGGCAGCCUACCGGGCCAGCUUGGUUUCCAAGAGUCCAGCUGACCAAGGCGAAACAAAAAAUGUUCAGAGCAGCCAACCUUCAAAAAUGAUCCCACCCAAACAGCCCUUGUAUACAAUGCCACCACAAGCCUCGUCACCUUAUCCUGGCUUGGGCUCCUUCUUGUCCCCAUCAGAUCUGCAGAAUUACCGUGGUCACCCUCACCCCAGCCUCUCCAGGACCCUGAGUUCCAAACCUAUGUUGCCCAGUAUCAGUGCCUCACCUCCUCCUUCUUUCCAGAUUAGCCCCCCUCUCCAUCAGCAACUCUCUUUGCAUCACCCGCAGAGCUCCAUCCUCAACCAGCCCCUCAGCAUGCAGCAGGUCCCCCAGCAACCUAUUUUGUCUCCUUCUAUGGCACUACAGGUACAGCCUCCCAUGAAUUCUUCACCACCAGGCCAACAGGAUUUUUCACAUAUUUCAUCCGAGUUUCAGAACAGUGUUGGACCACGAUCACCUGGUGCAUCAAACCCUCCAGGAAAUACUGACUGGGACAACGAUUAUUCCAGCAGAGAGUGUGGGAUUAACCAUUGCAGCAUGCUGCCAAGGGACAAGUCACUCUACCUCACUUAAGCCCUGACAUCUCCAUUCUGCAAAGGUGAAAAGGAAGGACACUUAAGUGAGUCUGUGACACAGGCUACCCAGGUGGGCAUCAAGCAAGUCACAUGGAAAAGAGAGCAUGGCUUCAUAUCUUGAUUCUGAGAGCAGCCUGUCCUUUGUUUUUUUUCUUCUUCUAUCUUUUCUUCCUCCUUCUUCCUUCCUUUCUCUUUCUUCUCAGAAGUCUACUGUAUGUGGAAGCCAACCAUGCAUAGAUCAUAAAAGAGCAAAAUUUACAAAGGUUCACCCCAUCCCGCACGCAACUUUCUUGCUUGCUACCUAGCUAAGGACCAUUUUCCUAGCGAACUGCUUUUUAGAUUCAGCACAGACUAUGGCACAGCACUCAACGGCAUUAGGCUUGGCUCAGCUGGAGGAGACGCUCUUUUGAUGACUUGCUAAAAGGCACUAAACUUUGUGCAAGACAAAUGUGAAGUCUGUGUGAAUAUUGUACAUGCAAAAGGCCUUGAAUGUCUGGCAAAGAAUUAAAAUUCAAAAUAAAAAUAAAACUAUUGUUUGGAAGAUGGGUGGACAAAAUAGCUGGGAAGCAAAAGUGCAAAUAUGAGAAGGAAACAAUGUGAAAAAAAGACCAUGAAAAAUAUAAUUUGUUGGAUAGUUGUAAGUAGCUUACUUAAAUGUUUUAGAAGUGUGCUAAAGACAUCUUUAAAAUUCUUUUGUGGAAAAAAUAGUAGUUUACUUUAUAGUAAAAGCAUUUUAUAUUAAUUGUAGCACAUUUUUUUAGUUAUACAUAGAAUGAAGAUGUGUAUAAAAAACAAAUGGAAAAAAAAAACCCUGCCAAACUCGUUUCUAUUAUUUGUACAGCAAGAAAUGGACAAUUUAUAUCCAUGUUAUAUGGCAUUAUUAUAUUUUUUUCAGCCAUAUGUCCAUCUAUUUAAAAUUGCUGACAAGGAUUUUUGUCUAUUUAUGAAAAAAAAAAAUAGAAAGCAGAAUUACAGUUUAUGAAAAGUGCGUUUUCCAUGUUUUUUUUAAUUAUUUUUUAUUUUCUUUGUGGUGCUGUUUAUACAGUACCUGCACAUUUUGACUCACAAUGCUUAUCUUACCUUUCUUUAUAAUAAAACAUAAAAAAAAGUAGAAUCCAAGGCGUCACAUUCUUUUGUGGGUCAUACAAAAGUAUCACUCUGUGCUGCCAUUUCUCACCAAUGAAAAUAUGGUGGCAUAUGCUUUCAGGAGAUGUGUUUGCAUCACUUCUAUAGUUAUGGGAGUAUCUGGGCACACGUGGAGUUCUUUUGCUCAUAAAGAUUUCUUUCUUCUCUUUAAUGGAGGAUUAAGAACACACAAAGUGGAUGCAUUUACAGAAUUGCUCUUUGUUUCAAAAUACACAGGAGAGCCUCCAUCAUCACACAACACAGAAAAGCCCAGAGUAUCUUAAAUGCUAAUACAUUAACUCUAGCCCAAGUUUUAAUGGACUGAAUCUGUCUAUUGAGAUGGAUCUGCUUACUCAGGAAUUCUUGUGUGUAUCAUGCAUAAGGCUCUGAAUAAUAACUAUAUGCUUUAAGGAAGAGUUAAGCACCUUUCAAUAGAUGAACUUUGGCUACGUUCGGAUCACCAUUUUAAUUAGUUGCUCAUACAUAAAACUUUGACCCAUGGUACACUUCUGCAAGAAUACUAGCCAGCACUUCACUUUUCCAAAGGAGAUGGUGGACUUGGGGACCCUGGUGUUUUUGUUUAUCUAUAUCAUUUUUAUUAAGAGUUUUUAUAUAAAUAAAAAAGCAAAUGUAAAGUAAAAUAUGAAAAAAGAAACUGCAAAAAGCAAAGUAGUAUCAGAAAAAUGUUAUCUUUGACCUUCUUUUAAAUAGUUAUAAACAAAUUCAUUAUCCCUUCCCUUUUUUCACAUUACAAGAAUCUCUUCAGCCCCUUAUUUAGUCCUUUUUCAAUCAUCAAAACCAUAAAUCCUCACUUCAUUUUUUUCCCUUUUGAGAAAAAAGUGCAUAAAGAUUUUUUUAGUCAUUUAUAAAAGUAUUUCUGACUAUACAGAUCUUUUUUGGCCAGUUCUGACAUCUUUACAAUCCAUUCCUUCAUUGUGGGAAUUUCAGGGUUUCUCCAUCAACCUGCAUUAAAAAUCUUGGUUGGAACUUGAUGUUUUUGUCCGUGAGCAGAUCCAUGGAGAAUCUAAAAUGGAAUACAUGCUUUUGACAAUCGGUUGACCUUUAAUCUCACAUUUGAGAGUGAUGGUGCAGACUUCAAGCAUGAGAAAAAAAAGAUCUCUAGAUGUUCUAUUAUCUAUCCAUAGAGAUAUUUUUUCUACAUCUGUGUGAAAACUGUUUUUGAUAGUCAUAUUAUAGAUGUGGACUGACACACAGAAGCAAAUCCCAUCAAGUUUGUCGGACUUACUUCCGGGUAAGUGAAUAUACAAGUGUAGCAUUAGAUACAACAUUACAUUUAAGCUAUUUUUAUUCAUUAAUGGCUCAGACUAUGUUCUCGUCCUGACAUAAAAUCAAUGGUUUUCCUCUCAAGGUUUUGACGUGAGAAUAAUACUUCUGUAGAAUUUUUUGUAUACCAGCUCUUUAUGCCAUUGCUCCAAAUAUUUCCAUUUUCUUUUUUAAGGAAAUAGAAUAGCUGUAGUGCAUGGGGUGGAGGUUGCUGUUAAGAAACUGAAUAAGUAUUAUUUUCCACAGUUUAAAAAGUUUAAUUGGCUUAUUCAUAUCUUUCAAAUUCAUUCAGCAUGGCAGGCAGGGUUGGCUCUAGAUGCUUUGGCACCUUAGGCAAAGUCUCAUUUGGGCAUCCUUUAAGGUUUUGGUCAUCUAAUUCUUUUAGGAAUUUCCAAAAUUGUGUGAAUGUGUGUGUGUGUGCUUUAGUUUUACACAUGAUUUUUUUUUUUUUGCCCCAAUUUUUUUUUCUUUUCUGGGACAUUUUCACCCUCUUUUCACCACAAAAUUACAUUUGACAUGUUUUGUCAAAUAUAUUUAAUGUAUUCGUUAAUCCUCACUGAAAAUUGCUGAAAUUGAUGCUUGCUAUGUGUAAGUUGGUAAAAGAAUGUUGGAAAUCUUUGAGAUGAUUUUCUUAGGGCACAUACAGAAAGAUGGUUGUACACGAGAAACCAUAACUGAGGUUUCCAAUCACAAGCCAUUUUCAUGCAUCCUUGUGUCAGUGGCCUUGCGUCUGUGGACAUGGAAAUGCCAUUCUAGCAGUGAAUGCCCUUUUUGUAUAUCACUGCCUGGUGCUUGAAUAGAUGGCCUGUGCAAUCAUACCGGAAAUUCUAGGUACAUCCUGCAUUCUACCUCUUGAGAUCCUGGGAGAAGAUAAGAAUAUGCCAUUAUGAGUAUGAAAACAUGCUAAAGUGCAGCCUUAUCAAAAUAUCAAAACUAAGAAUUUUGAUGACAGUGGAGCUUUGCUACAUGACAUAACAAAAACACAAAGAAAUACUAGCAAUCAUAACCAAUGUAUUACUUUUUGAAUCUGUGCAGAGGGAAAAAGGAUGUUAACUUAGGCAUCAACGUGAGGGAUGACACAAAUCCAACAGAAAAGAAUAUAGAUGCUUUUCUAUACAGGGCAGAAUGAGGGCAAUUGUCCUGGACCUUAUACAUGGAGGAGAUCCCUUUGCAAAAUAGCUCAAUAUUUGAAGCUAUUAGAUGAAAUAUUCCAAGUGUUAUUCCAAUAUUUCUGAAAUUCUGCACACAUUCCUAUUAAAGUAUAAAACAGGAAAAAAAACAGAUUACCAUGAAAUGCUAUGAAAUAAAAUUGGGGGGGGGAGCUGCUCAAAUGAACAUUCCAGCUUUGAGCAUGCCAGAAUUUUUAAAGCGCCCAGGGAACACAAAGCCCAUUCUAUCAUUAUUUGUUAGAUCACACAUGACAGUUCAUGUGUGUAGUAGCUAUUUGCUUCCCAGCGAAGUAGAUUUAUAUGCUUUCUGCCACUGCACUCAGGGCAACUCAUUGUUCAACAAUGUUUACACUUUACAGUGUUUUAGUUAACAGUUUAAUGGAUGGGAUAGAAGAAGGGAAAGGAAACUUUUUUUAAAAAAGCAACUUCUAUAAUGGUGAGGAGGACGUAGCUACAAAUGAUGAAGUCCUAGCCUGGCCUAGGAUGGAAUGAAGGAAAUAUCUCACUGUCUCACUUCUGGUCCUGACCUGGUGGAAUUGCUAUGGAUAAUUGCAGUUCUCUGAACAUCUGCCUUGCUAAUUGGUUGUGCUUUAUUUCUGCAUCUUGAAUUACUACUUCACAAAGCCACCUUUUUUCAGCCAGGCACCAUUCAGGCCUAUUGAUCCAAUCAAGUUUUGUAUAAAAGUAUCAGAACACAUUUAUUCAUCUGCGCAGGACUGGAUUAGAUUUUAAAUUUAUACUGGUUUUAAUGGGUUUUAUUAUUUAUAUUGCUUUUUUAAUAAUUCGGCCAUGUAGAAUAAGUUUUUUAACUGUUGUUUUUAGUCUGUAUUUGUAUGUACU
Ahaetulla prasina is the source of this 6592-nucleotide messenger RNA. RefSeq names its product TOX high mobility group box family member 2 (gene TOX2). Bases 751 to 2172 code for a protein of 473 amino acids. Gene Ontology annotation, biological process: regulation of transcription by RNA polymerase II. Gene Ontology annotation, cellular component: nucleus. The transcript has 11 exons. Gene Ontology annotation, molecular function: chromatin DNA binding. NCBI's taxonomy places the organism in Eukaryota, Metazoa, Chordata, Lepidosauria, Squamata, Colubridae. The record is from RefSeq and is a predicted model, not a curated record.